This is a messenger RNA of Topomyia yanbarensis, 3319 nucleotides long. RefSeq lists its product as uncharacterized. The coding region runs from base 1084 to 2112 and encodes 342 amino acids. The transcript is spliced from 8 exons. The record is from RefSeq and is a predicted model, not a curated record. Lineage: Eukaryota; Metazoa; Arthropoda; Insecta; Diptera; Culicidae.
UAGGAGCGGCAUUUUCAGUUGUACUUCAGAAACCGGAAUGAGCGGACGUAUUUUGAUUUAACUUGCGCCCCCACAGCAUGGGAAGUUGAUUGUGAAUAUUUCGCGUUGAAAUCCUAUUUGAUAUCUAAUCACGGGUCACGGUUUGUUCUCUGGUACGCAAAUUGGCAUUUCGGGGCCGUUUUGCACGCAUUUUGUGUGUCACGUCGCAUUCAAUCGGGUUCUGCAAGAGUGUACAGAAGAAUUCAGUUUUAGUUUGAUGUGCGAGGAGGAGUAUGGUAUGGUACUAGAUCGUUUCGAAUUUUCGCGACAAUCUCGCGAUACUCUUUGGCACCGGCUGCUCCGGCCUAUAUAAGUUGCGAGUGGUGUGUGUUUGCGAAACAAGCCGCCAAGGGUCAUUUACAGAACAGAACAGCGAGUAAAAUCUUCAUCCCAGCUGUUUCGAGUCGCUCUCUGGCAAACUACGACGUCUAGUAAGUGCGGGAGCAUAGAAGAAAAUUCGAAAAAUGUGAAUAGCGAAGAAUGAAAUUGGUAUAAAAUAAAUUUCCUCCCGUUCGUGUGUUCGUGCUAGUGUUGGUGAAAGCGGCUGAAAUAAUAGUGAAUAUAGGAGGAAAUUUGUUUUGAUAAAUUGGAAUCUACCAGUCCCUUGUACCUACGUGUUGGUCGUGCUGUUCGCUAGGUUACUCAUCCUUACCAGCCUCCGCCUGUGGCUAUCUAUGGGAAUGAUAAAAUUGGAAAAGUAUUAAAUUGUUGCUAGAGAGUAAACGUAUUUGGAACAAAAUUUGGCUCCGUACCCAGAUCGAAUUGCGUAUAGUGUGUGGAAGUCGUGAAUUGUUGCUGAUGUAAUAAAAAUAGCUAGCAUGAGCUCAUGCCGCGGGCGAAACAAGUGAUGUUUAUUCAAUUUUCCUAGCAUGCGUGUCCUUGCGUCGCUUCAGAAGAGUCCAAACGGUGUACGGUGUGCAUAGUGCGUGCGUGCGAAAAAGCAAGACAUCCGUAAUCCUUUGCAGCCACCUGAGGACGCCUACCGUAAAACCUCGGAAAAGCCCCGUACGCAAGUAGCAAGAUCGUCAGCGCUUUGCAGCAAGCAUGGAUAAAUUCAGUGCCAUAAAAAUUGGAUUAUUCUGUUUACUUUUUGGAGCGUAUUCGUCGGUGAAGAUAACCAGCCUGAAGGUGCCAUCCACCUACCUAUUAGAUAAGAAUUCCAAAAAUCCAGAUCCACUGAUAUUGGAUUGUGAGUAUGAAGUCGACGAAAGUGAAAAGGGUUUCGUGCUCAAAUGGUUCCUCGAUGGGCAGCCGGUAUAUCAGUGGAUACCGACGAAGAAUCCGUUUCCAUUUCAAUCCUUCAAAAAUCGUGUCGAUACUAGUUACGUCGUAUCACAGGAGCGGUUACACAAGCACCGAGCAAUGGCGAUUAUAAAACCACUGGCAAACUUCACCGGAGAGUACGCUUGCAUGGUUCAAACAUUUGCUUCGAUUGACAGGAAGUCAGCCAAGCUGAAAAUCAUCGUUCAAGAAUCUAAGUUCGAUCUCAACUACUACCUGAACGGGGACGGCUACAUCACGGUUGAUUGCCACGCACGGGACAUUUCUCCGCUGCCGGAACUGCAGAUUCGGAUCAACGAUAAAUUAUUCGAAACGCAAAAGCUCAAGUCGGUGCUGGGUGAGAAUAAUUUGUACAACGUGUCCAUCAGUGGCAGCAUACCGAAGGAGGAGCUCGAAAGUCCCACCACAAUCGAGUGCUUCCUAAUGGUGCCGGAGACCAACUAUACCAAGAAGCGUUCCACGAUUUAUUACGAUCCGGUCAAAUAUUAUUGGGACCACAUAUGGCUUUCACAUAUAAUUUCAAGCGAUGAUUUGAUCCGUUUUUCCCUUUCCUUGAAAUUGUUCGACACGGUUGAAGAAUCUCAUCUGAGAACCACAACCAGCACAAUAGCCUCCACCACGAUCGUUGGCAUGCUACAAGCGGCACCGGAAAAUUUACUAAAAAAAGCUACAGGACUGAAUACCACCGACGGAAGCAGUGCAACGGCACUGCCGGUCCAGAUGCGUACCCCUUCCAGCCUGAUAGCGACCCUGGUGACGAUUGUGCUCAUUUUCACGUCUACGCUUUUGUAGAUGAACUUCAAGCAGUACACCGAGGUCGAGAUUCGUGAUCGAUAUUUGCAUAUACAUUUUGUCCAUAGAUAAACAUUGAAACAAGAAAUGUGGCUUAAAGCUACAAAUAGGAAGGGAUGAAACAUGGUUGACCCCGAUUGUAGAGUGGAUGUGAUGAAGGUGUCCCAGUUGCGCAGGAAAUGAUGUGUAGAUAUCGUAGAAUUCGCGUCGUUGUGUUGCAGCUAAACAAAGAUGGGACUAAAUACUGCUACUAAAAUUGACGCUUCUCAAGAGUGCUUGCGAGUCAAAGAAAAGUCUCAUGUAAAACAAGAUGGCUCUGUCUCCUGUAGUCGUACAUAAGUGUUGAAUCGUGCUAGUUUUUAUCGAUUAUCGUCUGUCUAUAGGAUUUAAGUUAAUCGCAGUCAUUGUUUUAAUACUAGGCAGAUUUCACUACUUGUUUUACAUCCCAGAUACCAAAGCUGAAACCAAAUAAUCAACUCGAUACCAACAAAAUGGCAACAACCAAACAAACUCAAAGGGUACGAAACACUAAAUAGUCAUUCGAGAGUAAGUAGUUGAAUGUUUUUUAUAGAUUUUUUAUGUGUGUAGAGCAGUACUAAUCUCAUCAAGAACAAGCUGUCUACCACUUAAAAGAUAUCUGAUUUUUUUGUGUAAACUAAGGAAAAAUUGUCUUUCGCGGCUCGCGAAAGUGACAACUAAAUUUACAGUCGGAAAAGAAAAAAAAUAAGAACAAUUAUUGUAGUAUUUUACACGAAGGAAGGAAAAAUAUGAUGCCUUAUGAAAUAUAUAUAAAUACACUUUUUAAGACACCGAAUAAUCGAGGACGCGAUAAAGUGAAAUGAAUGGAAUUACCAGAACUAUUACUAUGUAAGACAACGUGGUGAUAAUUUACGAAAAUUGUCCCGUUCAGUGUUCUAAAGAAAGAAACCCUACGCAAACUGUAGGAAAGAAACUAAAGUGGCGAACAAACAUAUGCAACUCUAUAUAUAGUCAUAAUAAAUUUAUAUAUUUAAAACAGUAGAUUAAGCGAAGAAAAUUAAUAUCGAAGAAAACAACCAAUUAGCAAAUCGCCUGUUUAAUCCGAUACAAUUUGCAGCCAGUUCUAUAGAUAUGUAAAAACAACAGAACAAAACACUUAUUUUUCGGUUUUUGUAAAACGACAGCGCAAAAUACCAUGGUGUCCUGAAUAAAAGGGAGUGAUAUUCGA